Messenger RNA from Gorilla gorilla gorilla (western lowland gorilla), 5037 nucleotides. RefSeq names its product RNA binding motif single stranded interacting protein 2 (gene RBMS2). The record is from RefSeq and is a predicted model, not a curated record. The coding region runs from base 220 to 1683 and encodes 487 amino acids. The transcript has 13 exons. Gene Ontology annotation, molecular function: RNA binding. Lineage: Eukaryota; Metazoa; Chordata; Mammalia; Primates; Hominidae. Gene Ontology annotation, cellular component: ribonucleoprotein complex.
CAGUGACGUAAAGGAGCAGCCCGAGCUCAUUCUCUGCCCGCAGCCCCCCUUCAUCUCUCUCCUCCUGCUCCUUUUCUCCUCCUUUCUCCUCCCCCUCCCUUUUUUCCUCCCUCCCUCUCCCCCUUUCCCUCGCUCUCCUCCUCCCUCCCUCCCCGUCUUUCUUACCCCCUCCCUUUCUCUCUCUCUCUCUCUCACUCGUUCCCUAACAUUAAAGAGAAAAUGCUGCUAUCCGUGACUUCCAGGCCCGGGAUUUCGACUUUUGGCUACAAUAGAAACAACAAGAAGCCAUAUGUGUCAUUGGCUCAGCAGAUGGCACCACCUAGCCCAAGCAACAGUACACCUAACAGCAGUAGUGGAAGCAAUGGAAAUGAACAGCUGAGCAAAACCAACCUAUACAUCCGAGGAUUGCAACCAGGCACUACUGACCAAGAUCUUGUCAAGCUGUGUCAGCCCUUUCAGGGCAUUGCUUGGCUUAUUCUGUCUAAUCCUUUGGAUCACAGAAGUUCCACGAAAAAAGUCAGCGAGAUGCCGCCAAGGAGUGAAAACAAUCAUCAUAUGUUCUUUAGGGAUGGAAGGAGAGAUGGGAAAAUUGCUUGUUUGGGAUAUGGCAAGAUUGUUUCCACUAAGGCCAUACUGGACAAGACCACAAACAAAUGUAAAGGCUAUGGCUUUGUAGAUUUUGACAGCCCUUCAGCAGCACAGAAAGCUGUAACAGCACUGAAGGCCAGCGGUGUACAGGCACAGAUGGCAAAGCAACAGGAACAGGACCCCACAAAUUUAUACAUCUCAAACCUCCCACUGUCAAUGGAUGAGCAGGAACUGGAGGGGAUGCUGAAGCCCUUUGGCCAGGUUAUCUCCACCCGUAUCCUUCGAGAUACCAGUGGGACCAGCAGAGGUGUUGGCUUUGCAAGGAUGGAGUCCACAGAGAAGUGUGAAGCCAUCAUCACCCACUUUAAUGGAAAAUAUAUUAAGACACCCCCUGGAGUACCAGCCCCAUCCGAUCCCUUGCUUUGCAAAUUUGCUGAUGGCGGGCCAAAGAAACGACAGAACCAAGGAAAAUUUGUGCAAAAUGGACGGGCUUGGCCAAGGAAUGGAGACAUGGGCGUCAUGGCCUUGACCUAUGACCCCACCACAGCUCUUCAGAAUGGGUUUUACCCAGCCCCUUAUAACAUCACCCCCAACAGGAUGCUUGCUCAGUCUGCACUCUCCCCAUACCUUUCCUCUCCUGUGUCUUCGUAUCAGAGAGUGACUCAGACAUCUCCUCUACAAGUACCUAACCCAUCCUGGAUGCACCACCAUUCAUACCUCAUGCAGCCUUCAGGUUCAGUUCUGACACCAGGGAUGGACCAUCCCAUUUCUCUCCAGCCUGCCUCCAUGAUGGGACCCCUUACCCAGCAACUGGGCCAUCUCUCCCUCAGCAGCACAGGCACGUAUAUGCCGACGGCUGCAGCUAUGCAAGGAGCUUACAUCUCCCAGUACACCCCUGUGCCUUCUUCCAGUGUUUCAGUCGAGGUAAGGGUGUUAUCAUUUCUUUGGAUUGAGAUUAGGAAAACGAACGGAGGCAGGUUUCCCCCUGAUCAAGAUCUUCCUCUCACAAUGAUGCUGAUUCUGUGUUCACAAAUAGCUGGUAGGUAUACGAAGAACGUAGGAAGGAUGUGCUCGCUUCGGCAGCAUGCAUACUAAAAUUGGAACAAUACAGAGAAGAUUAUGGCCCCUGUGCAAGGAUGACAUGCAAAUUUGUGAAGCGUUCCAUAUUUAAAAAAAAAACAACAACAGAUGUAGGAAAGAAGGACUUGGUCUGAGUUCAUGAAUGAGGCCCUUCCUUACAUUUGGCCAGCCAGUAGUUGACACCAGGAUGCUGGCUUGUAUUGACUAAUGUGUCUUGGGAAGAGGACAGGCUGUAGGAAGGUUGGGGAAGUGGUGGUGUGGGUGGAAACACACAUGAGUGUGGAGAGUGGGUAGGUUUGGGAGGGCACUCGAUGUAGGGUGGGCUUUGGUGAGGCUGCUGUAGUGGAGGUGAGGAAAGGAAUGCGCAAGAUGACUCCCCUCCUUGGCUAUGGCACAGAAGAGCAGCGGCCAACAGAACCAAGUGGCAGUGGACGCACCCUCAGAGCAUGGGGUCUAUUCUUUCCAGUUCAACAAGUAACAGUGGGUAAGAACCACAUGCUGGGGGGCAGGGAGGGCUGCGCUGGCAGACAGCAGCUCAGCCUGGCCUGAAGUCAGACAGGUUCUCAUGUUUGUCUUGUCUCCUCUCUGGCUUGUGCCUUCUUUAGGAUUCCCCUCCCCAUCUUUACUGAAUAGAAAUGAAUUCUUGGAGAUACUCAUGCUCCCAGAUUCCAGAGGGUUAACCAGGAAUGGAGACCAUCCGUCGGCCCUGCUAAGGACUAACACUUAGCCAUCGUUUUUCACAGGCCUGGGCCUGGAAAAAGAAAUCUCUACGUUCCUGCCCUUUACUAUUGCUGAUGGAGCCUGGGGGAACCAUCACUUUUUUUGUGUGCUACAUUCAAGGAGAUCAAAAACACUUUUUUUCUUUUGCAAAGAAAGCUUUUUGUUUUUAACUGCAACGUACUUUUCCCCUACCUUGAAGAGACAUGGUGGUCGUAGCUUCUCAUCUAUAUGAAAAAGUUUUCGAUGUAUUGGAAUUAUUUGGGAAUGCUUUUAAAACAAUUUGUAAUUAUUUCUUUACAAACCAAAACAGAACAGAAAGGUGUGGUGCUAGAACAUUGAUGAAGGAGCCCUACUUACUGAGCUUAGUUAUGGACUUUUUUGAUGCGUGUGUGUAUGUGUUUUAAAAAGUAUGCAGACUCUAAAAAUUUUAUUCUGUAAAGCUCUCAGCUCAUGCACCCCAUCUCCUCUUCACCCAUAUUAUGCCUUCUUUCUCUUGUCCAGAUUCUUCUUUUUCUCUUUUCUAAACAGCUGAGCCUGCCUACUUUGCCCUUUUACAGCUUUUAAUUUUAUGGAUUUUUAAAAAUGAAAUUUCAUGUGGAAUUUGGGGUUGGGGGGCAGGCUGGGCAAGGAACAAGGCAGAACACUAAGUAGGCCAUGGAAGUGGCUGUUCUUUCCCCCACCCUGCCACACCCUGGGAGACAAAGCUAGACUUUGGCUUCAGAAAGCACAGAUGUGACCCAGGCUUACUAAAGAGACAAUUCCACAGCCCUGGGAACACACCCUUGAGCCAAACUUGGUUGAAGACUAGGUCUUCCCUGGCAAGUUCCGGAAGAAUGGACUUACUGACUUUUACCAACUCUUCUCACUGCCAAGGCCAACAGCAUCUGAGGAAGCAUCUGAGGUAUAGCUUUUUGGGAGUACCUGCUUUCUUGCCUCCCGGAGGAUAUUUUCUGUCUGGGCUUCAUGGCCCCUCUCUUCCCUGUUACACAUUGCUGUGCUCAGAGCCUUUGCAGCUGUGACCUAGUUGAAUCCACAUAGGCUCCUUCCACACGGUGGAAGAUCUGCUUCACUCACAGACCAGGAGUUCUCAAUCAGAGGUGGUUUUGUCCCUCAGAGGCCUUUGGCAACAUCUAGAGACAGUUUUGAUUGCCACGCCUGGAGGUGGGAUGUGUGUGCUACUGGCAUCUAGUGGCUAGAAGCCAGGGUUGCUGCUAAACAUCCUACACUGCAUAGGAUAGUCCCCACUACCCCCAACCAAGAAUUAUCUGACUCCAGAGGUCAAUAUUGCCAAGACUGGGAAACACUGAUAUAGACAGUAUUGUCCCUGCCUCCUGGGUUAGGGUAAAUUCUCACCCCAACCCUGGACAAACAGUGCCUUUUGACACUCAUGCAGCUGUUUGGGAAGGACUGGACUGGGAUCCUUGAAUUCUCCCCAGACUUUGACUUUUGAUAACUCUGCAUAUAGCAAGAGUGAUUCUUGAAAGAGCUGUGGCUGCAUGCUGAAUGCACACAUGUACUCAGAGGGAUUCAGGUGGGCAUUGUUCUGGUGUGUGCUGUGCAACGGUGGGAAAGGACAAAGCUCUCUAAACUGUCCAGAGCAACCUGCCCUGCCCGGGUGUGCUUGGACCCUUUGCCCAGGGAACCAGGACAUCAGAAAUAAUGUUCCUUCUGUGGAAGGACAACAGGGAGCUAGGGUAGAAAAGAGCAAUAAAUUCCAACUCUUUAUGAGGUCAGGAGUCCUUUAAAAAAGCCUAUGUCUUGGUCUUUAACUGUCCCCUUCUGCAAGAUGUGACUCUAUACACAUGGAGACAGAUUGAAGAAAGACUUCACCCAUCUUCUAGGAAAUAAAAUCCUGCUCUUGUCUUCUCCCAGUCACUCCCUUAUGCACUGAAAGGAGAAUUUGACUCCCUUGCACUUCAAGGCCAGGUGCCUCUCCACUAGACAGUAAGACAAAGGCAAAUAAUGGAGGAUAGAGAGACAGGUGUUCAUUAGGCUGGCCAUAGGGAGAGGAAGGGGGUGACAGCAGGGGAAAAGAAACUGUAGUAUCAGUUGUCACAAGAAGAGCUUGGCCCAGCUUUCCCUCCCUUCCCAGCCACCCUAGAAUUGAGAGUCCCAGUGCCCCUAGUGUCGACUUUCUAUGUACAUCCUAGGGGUGAGGGAGUGCGGGGCAAUGGGUAGGAUAUAAAGCGUAAAGGACAAAUUGCCGCAGUCUUCUAAUUGAUGCUUCCAAACUCAGGAAGGGCUUAUCCAGUGUAAAAUAGCCCCAAGCCCAGCAACCUUCUAGAGGGCUCUGGCUGGGCAGAUAGCUUUUGUUUUUGAGUCUCCAGCCCUCAGUCAAGGAAAAUAUACCAUAGCUGCUUUCUUGUCAGUGGCCUUUGAGAGAAAGAGAAAACAAAUCUAGAAUUCUGUUCAUCUGAUAGACCGGGGGAGCUUUGCUAUGGUAGGAGGUUUAGGAAGGGCCUUUCACGCAUAGAAACCAUUGUUGAUAUUGCCACUCCCCUCUCCUCUGCCUCACAGAACUCCUGAUUCUGUCUUCUUUCUCUCUCUCUAUAUAUAUUUUAAAAUGUUUAAAUGGAUCUAAUUUUUUGUUUUGAAUUUUGAAUUUACCUUUUGGAGUCCUUCUCAUGUGAAUCUACUUGUUAGAUUGUA